UGCCAAGAUGAAUAUUUCUUACGUUUGCUCUCUGAAGCGUAGUGAUAGUGGCAUCGUUUAAACUGCCUUAGGUGAACAAGGCUCGAGGUUAAAACAAAUUUGUUUUACUGGAAGAAGGAGUGAUCCCUUUCGACCACUUUCUUUCUGCUGGGAUUUUUAGAAGCACAUAACCUUCCACCAUUACUUCCCAAAGCAAAGCGGACUUUUUAGGGCUUGCUUCUCGGAUUUUCCAGAGGAAGCGACUCGUUGCUGCUGUUGUGGGCAUCGUCAUGGUGUUGGCUCUCAUCAUAGCAAUACCGCUGCUGGUCCAAACUUCGAAGACGUCGGCUCAUUAUGAGAUGAUGGGCACCUGCCGAAUGAUAUGUGAUCCCUACAAUCCGAAGCCCAGCGCUACUGCCAUGGAAGUCAUGCAGGACCUUAGUGCCAUCCCGCCUCCGUUUGUUCAAGGGACUAAAGGCGAACCGGGGAGACCGGGGAAACCCGGACCGAGAGGUCCGCCGGGAGAACCAGGUCCGCCUGGACCAAAGGGACCACCUGGAGAAAAAGGAGAGUCGGGGAAACCAGGUUUUCCUGGGCUGACCUCGGGGACAGCGAGGACCGAAACGGGGGACGUCAGUGCAGCAGUCGGCGGCACAAAGAUCGCAUUUUAUGUCGGUCUCAAGAACCCUCAUGAAGGAUACGAGGUUCUUAAGUUCGACGACGUGGUGACGAACCUCGGUAACCAGUACGACCCGUCCACUGGCAAGUUCACGUGCCAGGUGUCCGGGAUAUAUUUCUUUACAUACCAUGUGCUGAUGCGAGGAGGCGACGGUACGAGUAUGUGGGCAGACCUCUGUAAAAACGGACAGGUCCGAGCUAGUGCCAUCGCCCAAGAUGCGGAUCAGAACUAUGAUUACGCAAGUAACAGCGUGGUCCUGCACCUGGACUCCGGCGACGAGAUCUACGUCAAACUGGACGGCGGCAAAGCGCACGGGGGCAACAACAACAAGUACAGCACCUUUUCUGGUUUCAUUUUGUAUCCCGACUAAACAGCCACACAAUGUCGUCGUGACUCUUCCAGUUUAGAGCAACUGUCCCCGAACAGGGAUCCUGUAAACUAUAAUGCGUCGUGUUCAUUUUCGUUGUGUGGAGAGGAAGAAAUCACACCCGUCUUUCUUACCCACUAAAUAACCGUUAUACAGAAGACAUAGCCGUUUGAGAUAAUUUUGUUUGAAUGUGAUCAUGUUUGCUUGGCUCGUCUGUGGUGUAUUUGAU
Molecule: messenger RNA, 1254 nt
Organism: Megalops cyprinoides (Indo-Pacific tarpon)
Lineage: Eukaryota; Metazoa; Chordata; Actinopteri; Elopiformes; Megalopidae
Gene: c1ql2
Product: complement component 1, q subcomponent-like 2
Exons: 2
Coding region: 270-1028 (252 amino acids)
Molecular function (GO): protein binding
Source: RefSeq, a predicted model, not a curated record